AUGUCCAUGGCCAAUGUAAACCCCAUGUGGUCUCUUUCUAGCGUCUUGCUCAUGAUUGAGGUCAGGGAGAGUGUGGAAAAUAUUGACGGAAUCACAUCAGUUAAAACCGCAGAUGUUCUUCUUAUAGGAUCAAAUAACCUUACGAUUGAUCUCGAAGUGCCUAGCCGUUUCGAGAGCCCAGCUUUGCGCGAAGCCACGGAGGUGACCAGCCAAGCCUUCAAAAAGCACGGUAGAAUUAUGGGGCUGGCUAGCAUCUACGACAACCACAAACUGCACGAUUGGGCAAUCGAAAAACUGGGUGCCCACUUCUUCCUUGGUGGAUAA
Messenger RNA from Colletotrichum navitas, 324 nucleotides. RefSeq lists its product as uncharacterized. NCBI's taxonomy places the organism in Eukaryota, Fungi, Ascomycota, Sordariomycetes, Glomerellales, Glomerellaceae. The transcript is spliced from 2 exons. Gene Ontology annotation, molecular function: catalytic activity. The record is from RefSeq and is a predicted model, not a curated record. The coding region runs from base 1 to 324 and encodes 107 amino acids.